AUGGAUAGAACUUUUCAUGACCAUGAGCAUCAUGAAUUUGUUGUCUGCCAUGAUAUCUUCUACAAUGUUUUCGACUUAGCCUUUGCCUUUUACUGGGAGCCGGCAAGGUGGUCAAAAACCAGCAACACCGUACUGUCCCCAGUCAGCAUUGUAGCUGCUUUUGCCAUGCUCUCCCUGGGGACCAAGGGGGCUACUCUCACACAGAUCCUGGAGGGCCUGAAUUUCAACCUGAGAAUGAUUUCUGAGGCUCAUGUCCACCAAUGCUUCCAGCCUCUCCUUCACAUCUUGCAGCAUCCAGACCACCAGCUCCAGAUGAUCAUUGGCAGUAGCCUCUUUGUCAGUGACAACCUGAUGCUCAUGGAUCAGUUUGUGCAGGGUAUCAAGGAGCUGUACCACUCAAGAGUCAUCUCCAUCAGCUUCAGGAACACAGAACAUGCCAAGAAAAAGAUUAACAAUUAUGUGAAGAGGGAAACCCAUGGAGAAAUAGCAAAUUUGGUAAAAAAUCUGAAGGAAGACACAGCUCUUGCCCUGGUGAAUUAUAUUUCCUUCCAUGGCAAAUGGACUGUUGAGUUCCAGGCUGAAUACACUGUGGAAGAGGACUUCUGUGUAGAUGAGGGGACAAGCAUCAGGGUGCCCAUGAUCAAUCGCCUGGGUAUGUUUUUACUGAACCGGGAAGAGGAGCUGUCCAGCUGGGUGCUGGUCCAGCAAUUUGCCAGGAUUCAUUUCCCCAGACUUUCCAUUUCUGCAACGUAUGAUCUGAGGAGCAUUCUGAGCGCAAUGGGCAUCACCAAGAUCUUCAGCGAUGAAGCUGACCUCUCAGCGAUGACGGAGGUGUCAUCCAUCAAACUCUCCACGGUGAGGUCACCUGACAACAGCACUGUCCCCAGUGCCAUGCAUAAGGCGAUGCUGACCAUUGAUGAGAGAAGGACAGAGACCCGAGGGGCUACUGAUUUGGGAGAUAGGGACUGGUCAAAGGUCCCCACCAUCAAGUUCAACAGGCCCUUCAUUUUCAUCAUCAGGGAGGAAAACACCAACAUUCCGCUCUUCUUGGGGAAAGUGGUGAAUCCCAUAGAGCACGCCACCUGCCGGUUGUGUAGCCUGAGGGACGGAGACUCGGAUUCCGCGCAUCUCCAGACCCACGAGCUGGCACUGUGUGGGGAGAAGCGGACUCGAAGGCCGGUGAAACUCCUGAGGCUCCUUGGGAAGGACAAAGAAGGCCGAAAGCUGCGCUCUCACCUUUGUCGUUUUACUUCGGCCAUGAUGCGUACAGACCCCUUGGGAGACGCCCACAUCCGACAGUUUAAAGCCCUAGAAGGGUCUUAG
This is a messenger RNA of Fukomys damarensis (Damara mole-rat), 1323 nucleotides long. RefSeq names its product alpha-1-antitrypsin-like. Gene Ontology annotation, molecular function: serine-type endopeptidase inhibitor activity. The record is from RefSeq and is a predicted model, not a curated record. The transcript is spliced from 5 exons. Bases 1 to 1323 code for a protein of 440 amino acids. NCBI's taxonomy places the organism in Eukaryota, Metazoa, Chordata, Mammalia, Rodentia, Bathyergidae. Gene Ontology annotation, biological process: negative regulation of endopeptidase activity.